This is a messenger RNA of Paralichthys olivaceus (Japanese flounder), 1450 nucleotides long. RefSeq names its product myosin light chain, phosphorylatable, fast skeletal muscle b (gene mylpfb). The record is from RefSeq and is a predicted model, not a curated record. Gene Ontology annotation, cellular component: cytoplasm. Lineage: Eukaryota; Metazoa; Chordata; Actinopteri; Pleuronectiformes; Paralichthyidae. Gene Ontology annotation, biological process: skeletal muscle tissue development. Gene Ontology annotation, molecular function: calcium ion binding.
GUGGGCUAGUAUAUAAGGCCCCAAGGGUCCAUUACUUACAUGUCAGUCACAUCGGCUUGGCGUAGGCUUCUCUUCUUGACCAACAACAACAACAACCCAAAAAACUUGAGAGAUGGCACCCAAGAAGGCCAAGAGGAGGCAGCAGCAGGGUGAGGGUGGAUCCUCCAAUGUGUUCUCCAUGUUUGAGCAGAGCCAGAUCCAGGAGUACAAGGAGGCUUUCACAAUCAUUGACCAGAACAGAGAUGGCAUCAUCAGCAAGGACGACCUCAGGGACGUGCUGGCCACCAUGGGCCAACUGAAUGUGAAGAAUGAGGAGCUGGAGGCCAUGGUGAAGGAGGCCAGCGGCCCCAUCAACUUCACUGUUUUCCUGACCAUGUUCGGCGAGAAGCUGAAGGGUGCUGACCCCGAGGACGUCAUCGUGAGCGCUUUCAAGGUCCUGGACCCCGAGGCCACUGGCUCCAUCAAGAAGGAAUUCCUUGAGGAGCUCCUGACCACCCAGUGCGACAGGUUCACCGCUGAGGAGAUGACCAACCUGUGGGCUGCUUUCCCCCCUGAUGUGGCUGGCAAUGUGGACUACAAGAACAUCUGCUACGUCAUCACACACGGAGAGGAGAAGGAGGAGUAAAUGUUCCCUUCUCUCAAGACCUCUACCUCCGUUCAAGCCCCUUCAUGCCUCACCAUCCACUCCAGCAUCCUGGCUUCCUCACACACGCUCGCGCCCUGGCCCACUCUUUCCACUUGCCAGCUCACUACGAAAAAGACUUGUCUCCUUUAUUGAGAUCCUCAGUGAGAGGACUGGAGGCUGUGGGGGUGUUUGUGUGUGAGUACCAACAGGGGGAACAUGGGAUUAUUUUUCAAUAAAAAAUAAUCUUGUGACACUGAAACUCUCUCUCCAUCUCUAUCCCUGCCUCUUGUUCCUCCUGCUUUUCCUCCCAUCACUCAUUCUGCUCCUCUGCAUUGAGGCUGACUGUAAAUGCAUCAUGCCUAAGUUUGUAUGCAGUGGUCAGGAAACGUCUCUUGGGUGCAGUGGUACAUGCACAGUCACUUGCUUGAAACAAGUAAGCAGCCUGACCCAUGUGCUCUGUUAGUCUCAACCUGACACAGAGUGGUUGAUGGGUUUGUCCCUGCAAAUGUCCGAGGGAGGAGUGCACAGUGAAAGAGUGGGAGUACUGUGCUAUAAUAGUUUCCCUACCCCGACUCUUUUUAAAUCUGCCUCUCUUAUACACAGUUAUACAAGGAGAAGUUGCAGCGAGAAGAGGAAAAUAAAUGUAAAUAGAGAAAGAGAUGGUGAAAGAUGGUGAGCAGGAGGGAGGAAAGGAAUAAACAAAAGUAAACCAUCUUUGUUUUGGACUCUUCUUCCUCCCUCUCACUGGUGUUUCCCCUCCUGUUGUAAGUGUCUCCACUGUAACAAAUAAAGAAACACAAAUAAAAUGCAUUAUCUUUCGUACGA